Messenger RNA from Colletotrichum godetiae, 1848 nucleotides. Its product is annotated as amino acid/polyamine transporter I. The record is from RefSeq and is a predicted model, not a curated record. The transcript has a single exon. Bases 235 to 1779 code for a protein of 514 amino acids. Gene Ontology annotation, biological process: transmembrane transport. Gene Ontology annotation, molecular function: transmembrane transporter activity. Gene Ontology annotation, cellular component: membrane. NCBI's taxonomy places the organism in Eukaryota, Fungi, Ascomycota, Sordariomycetes, Glomerellales, Glomerellaceae.
CAGGUCGGUUGAUGGGAAGCUCGUGCUACUAGGUACAUGAAGUCGGUCACACAAGCAUGCACACGCAAGGCGCGUCUACUUAACUUGAUACCCUGAUACUCCACCCCCAAGACUUGAGGGAGGCCGUUUCCCUUCAAGCCCCUCCCUCCUCCACAACCCACACAUAUAUCCACAGAGUCAGUCACCUUGGACAAGACCUCGCCUCUGGCGAAUAUACGAGCCAUCGACUUGACAAUGGAUCAGCGAUCCUCCUCACUCGACAAGGCACCGGCGGCCAAAACCCGGAACGCAGUCGCCGCCAUGCCCGAAAAAGCGGACAACGAAGCUACGGAGCACGGCUCUAUCAUCCACGGGGACGUCACCGUGCAGACAAUGAAGCCAUUCACAACUCUAUCUGCCCUUGGCAUCGGCUAUGGGACUACGAAUACUGCCAUCGGCCUGCUGUUAGUGUUUGGCAGCACGCUACCCAUGGGCGGCUCGCCGCUCUUCUUCUGGGGUUUUCUCGUUAUGGCCUUUGUCGGCCUUGCGACUGCCGUCACCCUGGCGGAGCUGGCAUCCGCUAUGCCACACCCGGGUGGGCAGUAUAUCUGGGUUCACCGGCUGGCGCCGCCGAAGUCUCGCCGGUUCUUGUCGUACAUCACGGCCGUCAUCAGCUGGCUGGCCGCCGUCGCCACGGGCUCGUCGACAUGUCUCUCUGUCCCUGUCGGGAUCUGCUCCAUUAUCACGCUUCUUGACCCAAACUUUGUGUAUAAGCGCUGGAUGGGCUUCUUAGGGUUCCAACUCCUCAACAUUGUCACCGUAUCCGGUGCGAGUUUCGAGAGUUUGUUGCCAAAGAUUUCCAAGAUCAUGUUGCUCUUCAGCUGCACUACCAUCGUCGUCAUUUUUAUAACUCUCUUCGCCAUGUCAGACGAGCACGCCUCAGCAAAGGAUUUCUUUGUCACGACGGUGAACAUCUCGGGCUGGCAAAACGGCAUUGCCUUCAUCAUCGGGAUGAACGGCGCCAACUGGAGCUUCUCAUGUCUCGACGUUGCCACUCACCUGGCAGAGGAGAUGCCCCGGCCCAGCACAGAUAUCCCAAAAGCUCUGAUGUGGACCAUUGUGGUCGGCCUCGUCUCCGGGCUCCUCGUCGUGACAUCAGUACUCAUCAAUGUCCCCGUCAUUGAUGGUGCGGACGACAACUCUGCCCUGGCCCUGUUCUACCGUAUUACAGAUAGCAAGGCUGCCGCGGUUGGUCUCUGGGUGCCCGUCAUGAUCACGACUAUCGGCGCAGUCUGGUCUAUUCAGACUUGGCAGUCUCGGCUCGCAUGGACUAUCAGUCGUGAAGCUGGCUUUCCUAUGCAUCGCCAUUUGAGCAAGAUCGCAUCGGCCCCGCUACACACGCCUACCUGGUCUCUAAUUUUCUCAGCAUCAGGGACUGCAAUCUUUGGGUGCCUUUACCUCGCAUCCGAUCUCGCUUUCAACUCCCUCAUAUCUACAGGAUUACUACUUCAAUACAUCAGCUACAGUAUCCCCGUUGUCCUGGCUUUAUCCCAAGGCCGCUCAAAAUUCAAACACGGCCCUUUUUGGUAUCCCAAACUUGGCUUUGCGGCGAACAUUGUCAUGCUUGUAUGGUCGGCAGUUGCAUUGAUCUUUUACUGUUUUCCUUAUUACCUACCUGCGGUUGCAGAUGAAAUGAAUUAUGCUUCGGCGGUCCUUGCGGGCAUUGCGAUUAUUACGGUGUCACUGUGGUUCUUUUACGCAAAGAAAAAUAAUGAGGUCAAGGAAUACCUGGGCCAUUAGCACAGCAAACCAUGUUCUCAGUCAUAUUUAUACCCAAUAAGAUUGCUCUUUUCUCACCUGAUGCCUACA